AUGGUGAAAGCUGUAGAAUUGACGUUUGGUAAGAAGAAACACAUUCCAUGUUUGGCUCAUACGUUAAAUUUGGUGGCUGAAGGCACAAUGGCAUGUAUUGAGUGGCAAAAAAUUGUUACUAAAAUUAAAGCAAUUGUGACCUGGUUCAAACAAAGUUGCGUUGCUAGUGACGAAUUGCGCAAAGCUACUUCUACUGAGACUAAACUUAUACAAAGUGUACCGACGCGCUGGAAUAGUACUUACUACAUGGUACAAAGAUUUUUAGAACUGCGGAGUGUCAUAAAUGAUAUUCUUUUUCGACACGCCACCGCACCCCCAAUGCUCAGCAGUUCAGAUAUUAUCUAUUGCCUCAUCCGUCCUCCUGAUAUUGCGGCCUUUGGAGCAGGUGUCGCAGGAGAACCUGUGGCACGAGAAGUGCAAAAACUGGCUCUGCAGGAAAUUACGAAAAGAAUGGGUUCCAUUGAACAUGUAACUCCUGUUGCUAUAGCAAACAUUUUAGACCCACGUUUUAAAAAACUUCACUUUAACGAUGCAAUAGCUUGUAGCGAUGCUGUAUCGAAAAUCAAAGAUUUAAUGAAGGUUCAUUUGCGUCAAAUCGAAGAAAUCAAGUCAGACUCGGAUAAGUCUGAUAAAAGUGAAGAGACAUUUUCAUUAUGGAGUGAUCAUUACAAACUGGUACAUCGUAAUUGGAAGAGUAAUAAAUCUGAAGAUAGCUUGUCGGAUAAACUUUCAGUUUAUCUGACAAGUCCUGUUGGAAGACUUAACGACAAUCCCCUAGAAAUUUGGAAAGAUUACAAAGUACAGUUUCCAAUAUUGCAUAAAAUUGCCUUCAAAUAUUUAACAAUGGUGGGCACAUCAGUACCAUCAGAGAGACUUUUCGCAAGCGGCGUAGGUAAUGACUCAACAAAGGAAUAG
Molecule: messenger RNA, 915 nt
Organism: Parnassius apollo (apollo)
Lineage: Eukaryota; Metazoa; Arthropoda; Insecta; Lepidoptera; Papilionidae
Source: the annotation of a GenBank genome assembly